GGCAUGGCCCCUCUAUAUAUGAACACGCUACCAUGAACCAAGUGUUCAUUCAGCACACAAGCAAAAAAAAAUGCCUCGUCUAGCCACACAUAAGCUGCUUUUGCGGCUUCUUUUCACCAUUAUUCCUUUCCUAAUCCUUCUUCCUUGCAUGCACUCCACUGAUCUGGAUGCACUUCUCUGCCUCAAGUCCCAGCUCUCUGACCCCUCGCGAGCGCUAGCUUCUUGGAGCAAUGCGUCUCUCACGCCCUGCGGUUGGCAAGGAGUGAGAUGCAGCACGCUUAACGCGUCUCGUGUGGUUUCAUUAGACCUCGGGUCGCUAAACCUCACCGGUCAAAUAUUUCCCUGCGUUGCGCAACUUGAUUUCCUUGACAGAAUCCACAUGCCAAAUAACCAUCUCACUGGCCACAUCUCCGCCGACAUCGGGCGGUUGACCCGGCUCACAUACCUCAACCUUAGCAUGAACUCCCUGGUUGGUUCCAUCCCUGAUGCCAUAUCUUCCUGCUCUCAACUCGAGACCAUAAGCCUGGAGAGCAACUCCCUUGAAGGUGAGAUCCCUCAAGCUCUCCCUGAGUGUUUGCUUCUCCGGCAAAUUGUUCUCAGCAACAACAGUCUUCAGGGAAGCAUCCCAUCCAGGUUCGGUUUGCUUCCCAACCUUUCUGUGCUAUUGCUCACUAGCAACAUGCUCACUGGAAACAUUCCAGAGUUUUUGGGGAGUAGCGGUUCUCUCAUGUCAGUGAAUCUAAGAAAUAAUAGCCUCGGUGGAGGAAUCCCUCCUGCCCUGUUCAAUAGCACAACCAUUUCCUACAUAGAUAUGUCACAUAAUAACCUUUCAGGAUCUAUCCCUCCUUUCCUUCAAACCUCUGCACCACUGCAAUACCUCUCACUAACUAAAAACUACCUCUCUGGGGGCAUUCCUUCUUCAAUUGGAAACAUGUCUUCCCUAUCUUCCCUUCAGCUUGCUCAAAACAACUUACGAGGAAGCAUUCCAGAGAGCUUAGGUCAGAUUUCAGGUUUGCAAGUACUAAACUUGAAAGAUAACAAUUUUUCGGGCAUCGUCCCUCUAGCAAUUUACGCAAACACUUCCCUUACUUAUCUUAGCCUUAGUCUCAACCAACUUGUUGGUAGAAUUCCUGCAGACAUUGGCUACACUCUUCCAAACAUCACUGAGUUGAUACUAGGAGGAAACCAACUCGAUGGCCCAAUUCCUGCUUCACUGGGCAACGCAUCAAACCUCCAAAAUUUAGACCUUCGUCAAAAUUCACUCACUGGCAUUAUCCCUCCAUUGGGACACUUGAGCAAGUUGAAAAUUCUAGACGUGGGUACAAACAUGCUUAAAUCUGGAGAUUGGACUUUCUUGUAUUCUCUAACAAAUUGUACUAAACUAAAGAUGUUGUGUUUGGAUUUUAAUGGCCUUGGGGGGACAAUGCCUACUUCUUUUGGUGAUCUUUCAAACACCUUAGAGGUGCUUCUCCUAUCUGAAAACCAACUGAUUGGUGAAAUACCUUCGGAGAUAGGAAAACUCAAAGGCCUAACUGCUCUUGUAAUGCAAAUUAAUUCACUCUCAGGGCGCCUUCCUGUUACCCUUGGAAAUCUUCUAAAUAUGUCACUACUAAGCUUAUCCCACAACAAACUUUCUGGAGAAAUCCCACAAUCGAUUGGGAAACUAGAGCGACUCACCGAACUUUAUCUCAUGGAAAAUAAUUUGACCGGUCAAAUACCUCCGAGUUUGGAAGGAUGUAAAAAUUUGUUGUUGUUGAACCUUUCUUCCAAUAAGUUAUUUGGAAGCAUUCCGUCAGAACUCUUUUCCAUUUCAACACUUUCUAAAGGUUUGGAUCUUUCCUAUAACCAACUUAGUGGGAACAUACCUACUCAGAUAGGUAGUUUGAUGAAUUUGAAUUCACUUAGUUUAUCCAACAACCAAUUAUCAGGUGAGAUUCCUUCCGCACUCAGCCAAUGCCUCCUUUUGGAAUCUCUCUCUUUGGAGGAAAAUUUGUUGCGAGGAAAAAUUCCAAAGUCUCUUGGGACUUUAAGAGGAAUCAAUAUGAUGGAUCUAUCUCAAAACAAAUUGUCUGGUGAAAUACCAAAAUUUUUGGAGUCAUUUACCUCCUUAUAUAUUCUCAACUUAUCCUUCAAUGACUUUGAGGGACUAGUCCCGAAAGGCGGUGUUUUCUCCAAUUCAAGUGCAGUGUUCAUCCAAGGAAACAAAAAAUUGUGUGCAAGUUCUCCAAUGCAACAAGUGCCACUUUGCACCACAUUAGCUUCCAAAAGGAAGAACACUGGACAUGUUGUAACUAUAGUGGUUCCACUUACUACUAUUGUUGUAAUUGCCUUGGCAUGCCUUGCAUUCAUUCUUCUGAAGAAUAAAGGUACUAAAACUGAGGGGCACAUCACCCAGUCCUUCAGGGAGCAUAACAGAUACUCAUACAUGGAUUUAUAUAAAGCAACAGAUGGUUUCUGUUCAUCCAGUAUUGUUGGUUCAGGAAGCUUUGGAGUGGUAUACAAAGGCCGUUCAGAAUUUCAAUCCAUUGCCAUUAAGGGUGAUUAGUCUAUGCUCAACCACUGAUCCAAGAGGAAAUGAAUUCAAAGCACUUAUUCUUGAGUACAUGGAACAUGGUAACCUAGAAAGUUGGCUGUAUCCAAAAGAAAACAAAGCCAACCCAAAAAGACCAUUGGGUUUGGGCUCAAGGAUAACGAUAGCUAUGGACAUAGCUGCUGCAUUAGAUUAUCUCCAUAAUCGAUGCAGUCCUCCUUUGGUUCAUUGUGAUUUGAAACCACGCAAUGUCCUUUUGGGUGAAGAAAUGGUUGCAUGUCUUGGUGACUUUGGACUCGCAAAAUUUCUUCAUGGAGACUCUUCAACGGGAGUUAAUAAGUCAUCAAAUAUUGCUGGACCGAGAGGAUCAAUUGGAUAUAUUGCACCUGAAUAUGGUAUGGGGUGCAAGAUCUCAACAGAGGGUGAUAUCUAUAGCUACGGAAUUAUUCUUUUAGAGAUGAUUACGGGAAAGCAUCCAACAGAUGAUAUGUUUAAGGAUGGUAUGAACCUUCACAACUUCGUGGAAGCAGCACUUUCACAGGAAAUUGGUGAAAUCCUAGAACCAAGUUUUGUUACAUAUGAUGGAGAAGGAGGAGAAAAUCUUCUAAUGGCUGAAAUAAAAUGGUGUGUCACUCGUCUAGCAAAACUUGGCCUAAAGUGCUCUGAGAUAUCAGCAAAGGGUCGGCCGACAACAGAGGAUGUUUAUGCUGAAAUCAUCAGCAUCAAAGAAAAUUUUAUAUCAUUGCAGCAUAGACAAAAUAAAUCAACAUCAUCGUUGUAACUCACCUCUAGCUAUUUCAGUUAGAAGUAGCAUGGUCAUACACUUUUUUGGAAAGAAAUAAGUAUUAUGUUUGAAUGCAUAUAAGCUGAGCAUAUGGAAUUACAAAGAGAUUAACUUGAAUUGACUACUAACUGAGAACAUAUGUGAUCCAGCAACAGUUUGCAUGGCUCUACCCUAUCUAUUGUUUGUGUUCUUCUGUUCUCACAACCGUUCCUCUGGAUCAAACAAGAAGAAAAUUGAUGCCACCCUAUUCACCAUGUGAAAUGUAGUCUGAAUCAAGGUGUAUUACUAUUACACAUGCAUUUCUUAAUAAUUAUUUCAGGUAAUGUUUGGCACUGCGAUGGAUUAGUUUGCUAAAUGCAGUAGCAACAGGGGGUUCACACAUUUGCGCGUGACUCUGCUAGAUCAACGCCUCUUUCGUUUGUCCUAUUACCGGCCGAUCUCUACUAUCUAAAAAAGAUACAAUGUUCCCUAUUUUACCCAUCCGUUAUUCGUUCCCCACCUCCUUCCAACCCUCACUACAUACAUUAUCUUCUCCUCUUCCAUUUUGAUUUCUUUUUCCUUCCACCUGUAGUUUUUACCAUUGGUUUUCGUUGAAAACCACACACGUUUUAUCGGUUUACCAAAUGAAAUCAUGUCUUCUUUGGUAAGUCAUUAAGUGUUGAUUCUCAGCGCUUCAAUUGGCCACAAGUGUCCGUUUUUUGGUAUGUAAUCACGAUGAUUGCGUACCCAAUAUUUAUAUCCCCGUUGCAACAUGUGUCCAAUUAGCUUGUUUUACCCACUGAAAAAAAUAGCGCGCUAUAACGCCGCUAAUAGCACGCUAUAGCAUAUAGAAAAUUGUCUCGCUAAAUAAAUCAAUGUGCAAUGCCUCGCUAAUAGCACGCUAUAGCACGCUAAUAGCAUAUUUUCAGGGGCCACGCUAUUUUCUGUAGC
Molecule: messenger RNA, 4244 nt
Organism: Aegilops tauschii subsp. strangulata
Lineage: Eukaryota; Viridiplantae; Streptophyta; Magnoliopsida; Poales; Poaceae
Source: RefSeq, a predicted model, not a curated record